AUGGCAGCUUCUAGAAAAUCAAGAAGCGCAGUAAUUGGAUCCCUCUCUUCUACCCCUAGGUUCUACAACUCUCACUUUCACUCUCACACUACAUCAUCUCCUCCUUCUUCUUCUUCUUCAUCAGCUUUUGCCUCUUCCACUUCCAGCUUCUCUUCUCGUCCAACCACCUUUUUUCACCGCUCUUCUUCUCCCACACGUGUCAACCUCUACGGUUCCUCUGCUCCCUCUGUGCGGUUCUCUCUCGACCGCUCCGUCUCCCCGAACCGCUCCAUCGCGGUCGCUCCGCGAACCGGCGCGUCCAGACAGGGAAGCAUUAACCCGCACCAGCCGAAGCGGACGUGCAUGUGCUCACCUACUACGCACCCUGGCUCCUUCCGCUGCAGCCUCCACAAGAAAAGCCACGUGCCGGCGCCGUACUCGCCAAAUCGCCUCAACGCGCGCAGAUCCGCGAUGACUAACUCGCUCGUGAGAAUCCGUGGCGUCGAGGGAGAUCUCGUCAAGCGAGCUCUCUCCGCGUUGAUUCGACCUUCUUCUCAUCAGCAGAGACGGCGUGGAGACUUUCACCCGAGGCCGAGCAGGCUCUCCGUCAUGACUAAAGCAGAGGAACUUUGA
Messenger RNA from Sphenostylis stenocarpa, 612 nucleotides. The record is from the annotation of a GenBank genome assembly. Lineage: Eukaryota; Viridiplantae; Streptophyta; Magnoliopsida; Fabales; Fabaceae.